AUGGAGAACGCAAAUCAAUCGUCUUUCUGGCAGUUUACCGACAAUCUCCGCCUCCAGACAAACAGCCUCGCCAACCUGUCCCUCAACGAUUCCAUCUGGAGCACUAACUACGCCGCCAAGCGCCCGGCGGAGCAGCGCCGGAACUUCGAUUUCCGGAACCCCGGAGCUGACGCCGGGUCCAAUUUCUCCGACCCGAAGCUCGAUUUCAACAACCUAGGGUUUAACGACGACGCCUGGAAGGCUCCGAUCAUCGACAGCCUGAGCGACUCCAAGGUUAAUUACUCCGGCUUCGACCCAGGGCUGAACGGCGGGUUCAACAAGGGGAUCUACUCCUCGUCUUCUUUGAAUUUCAACAGCUACAGCAAGGGGAAGGGUUUUGCUAACAGUAUCGUGUUGAAUGGGAAGGUGAUUAAUAAGGGCGGUAAAAUUGAGGAGGGGAAGAAGAAUAAAGGCAGCAAGGAGAGCAAUAAUAACGGAAAUGGUGAGAAUAAGAGUGCCGUUGAUAAGAGGUUUAAGACCCUGCCGCCGGAAGAGGCCUUGCCGAGGAACGAGACAGUUGGUGGCUAUAUCUUCGUCUGCAAUAAUGAUACUAUGGCUGAAAAUCUCAAGAGGCUGCUUUUUGGCUUGCCCCCUCGUUACCGUGACUCUGUUCGUACAAUAACUCCCGGUUUGCCGCUCUUUCUUUACAACUACUCAACUCAUCAGCUCCAUGGGAUUUUUGAGGCUGCGAGCUUUGGAGGGACUAAUAUCGAUCCAUCGGCUUGGGAGGACAAAAAAAACCCGGGUGAAUCUCGUUUUCCUGCUCAGGUUCGUGUGGUGACUAGGAAGAUCUGUGAGCCACUGGAAGAGGACUCGUUCAGGCCAAUUCUUCACCAUUAUGAUGGACCCAAGUUUCGUCUCGAGUUGAACAUCCCCGAGGUCCUCUCACUCUUGGACAUCUUUGAAGAGAACAAAGCUUGA
Molecule: messenger RNA, 960 nt
Organism: Striga hermonthica
Lineage: Eukaryota; Viridiplantae; Streptophyta; Magnoliopsida; Lamiales; Orobanchaceae
Source: the annotation of a GenBank genome assembly